AUGAAUCGUAUUCAGCGUUGCUUUAAGUCCCUGUCCUCCGCUGGCUUCAUUCGGAUCCUGGAUGAUCAUCAACUGGAACUGUUUUCACAUGGGAUAGCUUACUCUAAACUUCUUCAGCAGCAAUGGUUAAAUCUGCGUCCACUAGCCGCACAUCUUGGGAGCACCCACAAAUCUAGUUCAGACUCCAACCCACAUCGUUUUGCCUUUACUCGCAGCCCACAGUUUCUUACCAAUUUUAAGAAGCUUCUUGAAGACCAUCCCAGAAAGGCUAAAUGCCCUACAUUGAUCAAACAUCAACAGAGUUCGUGUGUCCUCAACGAUAAUUCCCUGUUUAGAGUUAAGUCGCCGGGUACGGUGUUAACCACAGACUUCCUGGUAGAACCCUACCGCGCCCUGGAACACUUCUACAACAUGCAACGCGAGAGCAAGAUCUGGUGGAUGCGGCUCUCUUCGGACCCCAGUAGGUUUAGCAUUGUGCCCUGCCAUUUGCCAGAUGAGCUCGACUCUAAAUCGUAUCAGGCCAUUGAUAUCACAUCCAAAUAUGGAGAAGCGGGCGAAGUUAUCGUGGAGAAACUGAGUCUCGUUAAGAUGGAAGACAAUGAAGGGUUCAUUUUGCCCGAUGCGCGAACUGGCGAGCGAGUUAUCCCAACGGUGAUACGAUCUACGAUUGAUCUGGAAACGGCUACCAUUGCAUUGCUCUUGGAUGGCUGCGAUCAUAGGCGAGAAACUCAAUCUCUGUUACUAAACCGUAUUCUGGCACCUUAUCAGUGCGGAAUUGCCUGCCUUGAUGAGGAUUCAAGUCUAUCGGAUGACUUGAGGGAUCUAUGCCUGCACUUGACGAACGUAAUCAGCCAAAGCGGGCUCCGCCUCUGCCAAGGAAGUGACUUUGAAUUAACAAAAGAGUCUUCAAAGCUUCGAUCAGAUUACCUGACAGAAUCGGAUAAGCUAGGAGUGCCUUAUACCUUAAUGUUAAGCAACAAAACAUUAAAAAAUGGAUUGCUGCAGCUGCGCAGCCGGGACACGAUGAUAGCGGAAACAAUACACAUAAGCGAUGUACCAGACUAUUUAUUGAAUAUAUUCAGAAAAGAUUAAA
Molecule: messenger RNA, 1093 nt
Organism: Drosophila bipectinata
Lineage: Eukaryota; Metazoa; Arthropoda; Insecta; Diptera; Drosophilidae
Gene: PolG2
Product: DNA polymerase subunit gamma-2, mitochondrial
Biological process (GO): mitochondrial DNA replication
Cellular component (GO): mitochondrion; cytoplasm
Source: RefSeq, a predicted model, not a curated record